Messenger RNA from Coregonus clupeaformis (lake whitefish), 1716 nucleotides. RefSeq names its product phosphorylase b kinase regulatory subunit beta. Lineage: Eukaryota; Metazoa; Chordata; Actinopteri; Salmoniformes; Salmonidae. Gene Ontology annotation, biological process: glycogen metabolic process. Gene Ontology annotation, cellular component: phosphorylase kinase complex. The record is from RefSeq and is a predicted model, not a curated record. Gene Ontology annotation, molecular function: calmodulin binding.
ACACAGAGAACCAACCAACAUGUCAAGCUUGGCAGAUGUCGGCAGGAAACUCCUGGAAAUCAAAGCCAGACAAAAACGUUCAGAUUUGUAAUUUAGCUCAGAGACGAUUGCCCUUUACCUCACCUUUUGAAAAUGGCCAGCUCGGAAUGUGAGAUUUCCAAAGCUCCUCGGAAACUUAAAAGAUAUGGCUCCAUCUAUGAACCUCUCAAGCUCUCCAUUCUCCACCGGGAGGAUGAGCCACUAUGGGAGAAACUUGACCGCUACUACAAUGCAGUGAAGACCACCAUUCUGAACUACCAAAGCCCUACCACUGGCCUCUUCCCUACCAAGACAUGCUCCAGCUGCAAGGAAGCCAAGGUGCGGGACUCCCUGUACUGUGCAGCCAGUUCCUGGGCCCUGGCUCUAGCAUACAGACGCAUCGAUGAUGACAUGGGACGCACCCAUGAGCUGGAGCACUCAGCCAUCAAGUGCAUGAGGGGUGUCCUCUACUGUUACAUGCGCCAGUCUGACAAGGUGGAGCAAUUCAAACAGGAUCCCCAGCCCUCCAAGUGCCUGCACUCAAUAUUCAAUGUAGACACAGGAGAUGAGAUUCUGUCCUACAAUGACUACCAUCACCUACAGAUUGAUGCCUUGUCCCUGUUCCUGCUCUAUUUGGUGGAGAUGAUCUGCUCCGGCCUCCAGAUAAUCUACAACACGGAUGAGGUAUCAUUCAUCCAGAACCUGGUGUUCUGUGUAGAGAGGGCGUACAGAGUGCCUGACUUUGGCAUGUGGGAGAGAGGGAGCAAGUACAACAAUGGAAGCACUGAGCUGCACUCCAGUUCUGUGGGGCUGGCCAAAGCUGCUCUCGAGGCUAUCAAUGGAUUCAACCUGUUUGGGAAUCAGGGUUGCUCUUGGUCUGUCAUCUUCGUGGACCUGGAUGCCCACAACAGGAACAGACAGACACUGUCCUCCCUCCUACCCAGAGAAUCCAGAUCCCACAAUACGGACGCUGCCCUCCUGCCCUGCAUCAGCUACCCUGCGUUCGCUGUGGAUGACGACGCCCUCUACAGUCAGACCCUGGACAAGGUGGUGCGCAAGCUAAAGGGGAAGUACGGCUUCAAGCGCUUCCUGCGUGACGGCUACAGGACCGCCAAUGAGGACAAGAACAGGAGACACUACAAACCGGCUGAGAUGAAGCUUUUUGAUGGAAUUGAAUGCGAGUUUCCCAUAUUUUUCAUCUUCAUGAUGAUUGAUGGGGUCUUCAGGGGGAACAAAGCCCAAGUCAAGGAAUACCAAGACCUGUUAACGCCUAUCAUUUUUCAAUCUUUUGAGGGCCAUGCUGUCAUCCCUAAGUACUACCACGUACCUGCCGACUUUGUGGAGGCGGAGCAGAAGAAGCACGGGAGCCAGAAGCGUUUCCCUGCCAACUCAGGCCAAGAUGGCAUGCUGUUCCUGUGGGGCCAGGCCCUCUUCAACAUCGCCCGGCUUCUGGUGGAUGAGCUGAUCAGCCCCCAAGACAUCGAUCCCAUCAAACGCUACGUACCCCGCCAGGAUCAGAGGAACGUCUCCAUGAGAUACUCCAAUCAGGGUCCUAUUGAUAAUGACACGGUGGUCCAUGUGGCCCUGAUUGCUGAGAGCCAGAGACUGCAGGUGUUCCUGAACACCUAUGGCAUCCAGACUCAGACCCCCCAGCAGGUGGAGCCCAUUCAGAUCUGGGCCCAGAAGGAGCUGGUCAAU